AUGUCUCCUUCUCUGGCUUCUGGAGGGUCUGCUGAUCUCUCUCCUCGUUUUGCAGAUUCUCCUGAGGAUUGGACAGUGGAGUGUGAAAUCAGGUCUGAGGAAAUAUUGUUUGGAUCUGAGCCUCAACUUCCAUAUCUGAGAUACACCCCGACUGGUGGAAAAGAUUCUCAGGAUAAAGACCAGCUGCUUUGGGAUCCUAGUGUUCUCCCGGAAAGAGACGUUGAGAACUACCUAAUGAGUGCAGCAAAGUAUCAGUUUGGGACUGGUGAAGCGUAUAAUGAAGAUGCAGAGAUUGUCAGAGAUAAUGAGCAGGCUCUCUAUGAAUUGGUUAAAUGUAGAUUUCACACAGAAGAAGCUCUCCGAAGACUCCAAUUUAAUGUCAAGGUAGUACAAGGUCAGCUGUGUGCUUGGAGUGAAGAUGAAUGUAGAAGUUUUGAGCAAGGAUUCCGGAUUUAUGGGAAAAACUUUCAUCUCAUCCAGGCUAACAAGGUGCGCACACGGUCAGUAGGUGAGUGUGUCCAAUUUUACUACAGUUGGAAGAAGUCUGAGCGUUAUGAUCAUUUUACCCAGAGUCGAAUGGGGAGGAGAAAGCAGCUGAUAAAUUCAGCAUCCUUAGAGUAUGAAAGUGAUGUGCCAAUUUCAAAGUGUCAGUAUGGACUGCGUGGAUCUGUAUUAAACAAAGGAGUUGGAGCUGGACCCAAGAAGAGCUCCUCUCAGGACAGUACCUGUACCUGCAAUAAAGACCAAUUUCCUUGCAGACUUCACACGUCCCCUUGUUCUAACCAGGAGGAUCAGCAAGUGUUUGGCCUGCACAAUGAAUCAAUCAGCCCUGACCCACACCAGUCAGAACCACCCUCAUUACCUGUUGCAAAAAAGCAAGAUCAUCCUUUGGAAGAAUUAAACAUGGCUGACUUACCUCUUCACAGCUUCUUGUCAAGGCAAUCAUUUUUUUGCACUGGUUCUUAUUCUUCCUAA
Molecule: messenger RNA, 975 nt
Organism: Staurois parvus
Lineage: Eukaryota; Metazoa; Chordata; Amphibia; Anura; Ranidae
Source: the annotation of a GenBank genome assembly